This is a messenger RNA of Cercospora beticola, 2026 nucleotides long. RefSeq lists its product as uncharacterized. Lineage: Eukaryota; Fungi; Ascomycota; Dothideomycetes; Mycosphaerellales; Mycosphaerellaceae. The record is from RefSeq and is a predicted model, not a curated record.
UCCCGCGCACUGCUUGCGCAACGCGCGCCAUCAACGGCCCAUUGAACUCAAACCACAGCUCGAAAGGCUUAGCACCAGCAGUAUGGCGCCGCCGACCAGCAGGCUGCCUGCGCCAGGACGACCAGCGCUCGAGCGCGACCGGCCCACGUCCAUGUUCGAGGUGUCCACGGAAAACAUGAGGAGGCUACAGCAGAUCGGAGCGGGCAGACAGAGUCCCGCAGAGGGUGCGCCGUCACAGGGCGAGGACACAACGCAGCCGGCGCCAUCAUCGAAGCAGUCCAAGCGGCGGAGCCUGCUGCCGCAGUCCUUCACGCGCAAGUUCUCCAGCGACGGCAGGGAGGCGGCGGCGACUACGGCGCCCAUCAAGGAGGAUGCGUCUGGGAGCGAUGAGGGACGGCGGUCAGAGGACAGAGCGGCAAUGCCUCCACCGCCCAAGCCGCGGCCGACGUCAAUGAUGCGCCCACCCAACAGCAUACCGCGCAAGGACGUGCCGAGCCAUACGCGAUUGCCCUCGAAGGAUAAGGACGCCUUGAACGCCCCAGCCAGGAACAGCUCCAUCGCCAAACCGGCAUCUUCGUCAGCCAGCACCGCCGUGCAGUCAGGUCUGCGGCGCGGAAACUCCACCAAGCUGCCGCAAUCACCCGUAUCGCGAACGUCGAACCAGCACGCCGCUACGAAUGGACGGAGCGGCAGCGCCGACCUGGGAGUGGUGCAGAAGCGAUCAUCUCCUCCGGCCACUGCAUCGAAGAGGGCGUCGGUAUCACUCUCCAAGCCGCCCUCUCUCAACACGGCCCUCGCCCCCAGCACGCAGACUCAACCUUCACCCACCUCGCCCACUCGAUCAAGCGCUAAGUCGCGCACGCCCGCAACCUCCAAACCCGCCUUCAACACAUAUCAGCAACACUAUAGCCCCGCAAAGUCGACGCUGCCGAAACCAGGCAUCCCAGGUGUCAGGGCUACGCACAAGGCGACCAACAGUACUGAAGAUGUCGAAAGCUUGCCGUUUGAUGUGGCUCUCGAGCAAAUUGAGCUGUUGCAAUUGUCUCUGAUGCACCAAACCUCAUUCACUACCCUUAGAGCUUAUGAAGCGAGUGCCAAGCAGAAGUUGGGCAAAAUGCACGCAAAGCUGCAGAAGGAAUAUCAGUCCAUUCAAAAACAAGAGCAACAAAAUCGACGAGCAACCAAUCUUGAUGCCUUGGAAACGUGGUGUCCUGAUCCGGCGCUCCUCGCCGAACAUCUCCAGACAGUAAGCCGCGCUGUCUCGGACCUCCGAGCCCACACGGAGAGCGGGAGCAGAUAUUCGGAGCUUGUGCGUAUCUUUGAGGAAUGGGUCAUACAAGCUGAAACUGUUCUCAUGGGUACCACGAACCUGGCGGCUUUCAUUGAAGCUCUCCCCGAAUCUUGGCGAUCUCAGCACACUUCGCUCGCGCUGAAUCUGAGGUCGAUACAGCGAGACCUCAGCACAUUACCUCCGUUGCCACCACCCGCGAGCCCCCCUGCUGAUGCCACGAGCUUGCACGUGUUGAUUGAUAACUGUGCCUCGCUCGCCGACAGCAUGGUUCGAGAGCUCGAAAUGAUGGCAAAGCUACAGAAAGAACUCCUACAGCAAGGCAAAUCUCGCAUCGAUUCUCAUAUCGGUACACUCGUCUCUGGUACAAAUUCUGGCUCGGGGAAAGAGAAUUGGAAACCUGUGUGGCAGAGCGUGGGCUCCUAGAAGCCGAUUUGCAAGUAUUGGCACUUUGUGGCCAGCAUCUACGAUUAUGUACAGCCAUUCGCGGAGCUACUGUUUCGCUCCCACGUGCGGCGUGUCGUCACGGCGUUUCAUCAGCGUUGAGAUCCCAGAGAUCCAUCAAACUUUGAACUCGAUACUCGGCCGCCCAGCCCAUAUCGUGCUCUAUACCUCUCAAUAGGCCGACGACAGUGCUUCUCCAGGCCUUGCAAUGACCACUGAUUGGUCCAGAAUCCUCAUUUCGACCGAGUACAAGUCCCGCAGUCCACAAUGGCUGCACACUGUGUAUGCGAGUUC